AUGGUGAGACGGCUGCGGGAGACGCAGCGGAGCGCGAUCCUGGUCGCGGAGAUGGCGGCGUUGCAGGAUCAGUUCCUGCGCAAGCAGGCCGAUUUCGAGAACUUCCGCAGGCGACUUCACCGCGACAAGGAUGAGGCGAUCCGCUACGCGAACACCGAGGUUCUCCUGGACCUUGCAGACGUCAUCGACGGCCUCGAACGCGCCAUCCAGACCGGCGAAGACGCCGAUGUCGAGUCCCUGCGCGAAGGUGUGUCGUUGAUAGAAAAACAGCUCACCGGUCUGCUGGAGCGCAAGUGGGGCUUCUGCCGCUUCUCAUCGGAGGGGCAGCCGUUCGACCCGGAGCGCCAUCAGGCGAUCGCCUCGGAGGAAUCCGACGUCUAUGAGGUCGCCACCGUGGUGGAGGACUAUCAGAGGGGUUAUCUGCUUCACGAACGCGUAGUGCGCCCCGCUCGGGUGAAGGUCGCGCAACCGCAGAGCGGCUCGAACGAGGAUCCGGCAGGCGCACGGGGCGACGCGUCAGCCGAUACAAAGGAAGGCGAAUAA
This is a messenger RNA of Geodia barretti, 543 nucleotides long. NCBI's taxonomy places the organism in Eukaryota, Metazoa, Porifera, Demospongiae, Tetractinellida, Geodiidae. The record is from the annotation of a GenBank genome assembly.